Messenger RNA from Aspergillus piperis CBS 112811, 714 nucleotides. RefSeq lists its product as uncharacterized. The transcript has a single exon. NCBI's taxonomy places the organism in Eukaryota, Fungi, Ascomycota, Eurotiomycetes, Eurotiales, Aspergillaceae. The coding region runs from base 1 to 714 and encodes 237 amino acids. The record is from RefSeq and is a predicted model, not a curated record.
AUGUCACUUUUGGCGGUGGUCAGAUACUUUCUUAGGCCACUCUUCCGACAUAAGGAAGAUAAGCAUCGGCGAAAAGGUGACCAUGAUACGGCUCAGUUCUACCGCUUACUACAGCUUCCAAGAUGUGGAAUUCCUCUUCUCUCAUAUAGGGAUCUCUGGCAGCCCGUUGAAAGAUAUAUCCAAAUGUACUUCAAGCUACGCUUCUCAAUACAGCGCGAAGUCUACCUGCGAGCCAAGCAUGACAUGUUGUUCGAGGCAUCGACGAAAGUCCCGUCUACUUCUGUAGAUGAGAUGCAAACCUACAAAAAGGAACUCUACUCUCUCAGAGAAACAAACUGCAACCUGGAACGAGAGACCUAUCGCUAUAUAAAUACGCUUCCCGACGGGCCUCUGGGGCGGAUGCUGUACGCACAUCAACAACAGAAGGAUUGGUAUCUCUCCAACUUUCUGCGCCAGGAAUGCGCACGCUCCGGGGGGUGCUGUGGACGGGAAUGCAGAUGCUGCGAGAAGCCGAGAACUGAUAAGCAUCCGCUCCAUAAGAGCCAUUGCACUUCAAUGUGCUUAUGCUGCGAAGACGCAAGGGGGUAUCCUGUGGAAGUUGAGAAAUAUGAGAAUGACCCGAUGAUUGUGGAUGUCUUCCUAUGCGGCUACCGCAACUUCUCCAGGGACUAUUUGACGUCUUGGGUAAAUGACUAUGUCUUUGGAUUUGAGUAA